UUGGCUAAUAAAUCCGUUAGUUAUUAAAACUGCCGCUGCAAAUGAUUACUGAUAAAAUGAAAUUCAAAUUAUCGCAUUUUUUACACACGUAUCAAUGCACGUUGAAACUUUGGAGUUCUGUUUUUGUAUGGCUAAAUAAAGAAUUUACUUCUCUGUGAUAUUUAAAUUCAGCAUUCCUCCGGAACCAUGGUGUCAUACUGUGUUGCAUUUGAAAGUUGACAUUACCAGUUAUGUAUGAAGAAAAUUUGGUGAUAUUCAUCAAAAUAUUUUUUUCUACCACAGAUAUGUUUUAGAAAGUUUAAAUGCUGUUAUUAUGGAGCUGGGAAAGUGGAAAACUAGCUACCACUGUCGGAGGAAGGAAUUGGCCAGAUCUCUUCAAGCAAAUCACUUCAUAUAUAUUUGUAGAUAAUUUUAUAGAAAAUGCUAUUUUUCCUCGACACCUGACUCUGCGAUGUAGCUCGGCCACUGCUCCGCAUCUGAAGAGAAAUGUCAGAUGCCCUGAAGAAAUACUUCUGCCCUCGACUGCUGGACUACAUAGUCUUCGUGGGGGCGAGGCAACCGAGCCGCAACCACGUGGUCCUGACCCCGGAGAUGCUCAGGCGCUAUCCGGCGGAAGACCACAAAGACUUUCCGCUCAGUCCUGAUGUCGUGUACUUCUGUCAGCCGGAGGGCUGCGUGUGCAUAGGGCCCAAGCGUGUCAGUCUCAGGGAAUCCAACUCGUUCGUCUUCGCCUUGACCGAAAAGGACACCAGCCGAGUGAGGUAUGGCAUCUGCGUCAACUUCUACAGGGCGAUCGAGCGGCGGCCCUCCAAGAAGGAGAAGGCUCGUGAUAGGGCAAAGAAAAAGGCUGUAAAACACAAAGACACGGACUCUGCUUCCGACGGCCGAUUUCUCGACCCUAAACACGAGUACGGUGGCAGGACUCGUCAGGACGAUUCGGAUAACGAUUCCAACUCGCCUUCUCCGGUCAGUCAUCAGCGCAUCAAGAGUCAUUCACUUACGUCUCUGUGCAUCAUCAGCCAUCAUCCAUUUUUUUCUACUUUUAGAGAGUGUCUUUUCAUUUUGAGGAAGCUCAUCGAUGCUUGUAAUGAGAGGAACUUAUCCAGACGAGUAGGUGGAUCGAAGCAAAGCAGUAGGGAAAGUGUUUGGUCUUACCUUACUGGAAAGCUUAGUGAGAAUACCCCACCGUCAUUACUUCACGGAAUCCGUGAGAUAGAAAUGUGGAUGCUGAGGUUACUCAGUGCUCCAGUUCCCGUUCCUGGGAAAACAAGGGUGGAGGUGGAAAUUCUGCCACGAGAUAUCCAACCUCCUCUUACCUUUGCUCUCCCUGAUCAUACUAGGUUCUCCUUAGUGGACUUCCCACUCCAUUUGCCUUUAGAAUUACUCGGUGUAAAUACUUGCAUUAAAGUGCUCAUUUGCAUCAUGUUAGAACACAAGCUAAUUUUGCAAUCAAGAGAUUACAAUGCCCUAUCCAUGAGUGUGAUGGCUUUUGUUACAAUGAUAUAUCCUCUUGAAUACAUGUUUCCUGUGAUACCUCUACUUCCAACUUGCAUGAAUGGGGCAGAACAACUACUUCUUGCUCCAACACCAUAUAUUAUUGGAAUCCCAGCAAGUUUCUUAAUGUUUAAAAGGCAUUGUAAGCUUCCUGAUGACGUUUGGCUUGUUGACCUUGAUUCAAAUAAGGUUAUUAAACCCCCUGGUGUCGAAGAUCUUCCGCCCCUUCCUGAACCAGAGGGAACUAUGUUGGAAACUCAUUUAAAACAAGCUUUAGCCUCGAUGAGUAUGAGUCCCCAGCCCAUCAAAAACCUCGAUCGCAUACAACCUGGAGUAGCAGACCGAUUAGUAUCGCAAGAGCCUCCACCGCCCCCAUUGACUACAGGUUUCAAUCCCUUGAUCUAUGGCAAUGACGUGGAUUCGGUGGAUGUUGCGACUCGCAUAGCCAUGGUUCGCUUCUUCAACUCACCGGGAGUUUUAGCAAACUUUAUGGAGCAUACUAGGACUCUUCGGUUGUAUCCGAGACCGGUGAUUGCCUUCCAAGUGAACAGUUUCCUGCAUUCCAGGCCGAAGUUUUCCUACUUCCUGAGCAAGUUUGUUCGCACUCAGGCGGUAGAAUUUUUUGCAGAAUGGUCUCUGUCACCGACAAAUGUUGCCUUUUUGAGAGUACAUACAGGGGUAUUUGAUCCAACUAUUGUUGGUGAUAAACCUAAAUGGUAUAGUAACCAACUAGAGCCUUUGCACUUCAAAGUUUGGUCUGAAGGUUCUGCUUUAGCCAAUGCUUUGGCUGCUUCUAUACAGUCUGAACCAUCGACAGAUGAGAGUUGCAGUGAUAGUGAAGAUGCAGGAAGUACUAGUUCAUCAUACUCCUCUCUCAGUGAUUUCGUUACCGAUAUGGUGAAUAGUGAAAUGACUGGUGAAGGAGCCUUUGGUGCUGCAGGAACAGAAGAAUCAAAGAACACCCAGGUUCUUUUUGAUCACCAUUCUGUAUAUCAGCCUCCUAGCACUUUGCAAUUACCUACUACUGGCGUGAACAGCAGUGAUUCAGCUUUUUCCAUCCCUGGUUCGCUUUCGACUUCAUCUUCUCAUUCCUCCCUUUCCAGUAGCAGCAGUCCUUCUUUCAAUUGUGAUCCCGAAGAAGAUUUAGCUAGGGCAGCAGAAAAAGCUGUAACACCUGGUUUCCAGCCUUUAGCUUAUAGGUCUGAAUCUCAGGAACACGGUGACGGCGAUGCCGACGUCUUCAGCGGCCAGGAGGCGGAGACCUCGACGCUGACCCCCUCCACCAUUCGCUCCGUCAUCUCCCCCCAGCCCCCCAUCCAGGGUCGCAGUCCGGCGGACAGCCUCGGCAGCGACAUCGACAGCAUCCACGACCGGGAGGUGUCCACCGCCUCCCGGAUCCGGUCCGGCAUCACCCCGGAGACCUCGGUCGACAGGGGAAGCACCGGGUCGGGCACGGCCACCCCCACCCCCACCCGCAGCAUCAACAUCGGCAGUGUCCUGAGCCGCACGGGGAGUCUCACCGCCCAGAACAGCCAGGGCUCCCUCUUCGGGAACAUGGCACGGGAAAUGAAGGAAGUGGCACGGGAGGCGAGCAAGGCUGCCACGGAGGUCAGCCGGACGGCGCUGGAGGCCACCAAGCCCGCCCGGGAAGCAGGAAAGAAAACAUUCCUGAAGAAUUUGCAAGCAUUUGGAGAGCCAAUGACGAACAGCCUUGAAAAACGUACCACUGAAUCUACAGAGAUAGUGACUAGAGAUGGAGGUUCAAGUCCUGGCUCCCUCAUAUCAACAGUCAGUAGUGAGCUUAACGGCAUUGCUGCACAAACUUCAAGCAUGUUUUCUGGAUUUUUCAGUAGCAGAUCAAGUUCCAUAUCUAAGCCAAGAGAUAGGCCUCAACCAUUUGGACCUUUUCCUAAAGGAAGAAAAGUUCUUGUUGAAAAAACUACUCUCAUCAAACAUACAACAAAUCAGCAAAAGAAACAACAAGACGCUCAAAGAAUCCAAUCUUUAGAAGCCCAUAGUACUUCACACACAGAUAACCAAACAUUCUUGAAAGAAACUAUCAAUGCUGUUCUAGAAGGAGAGGGAGUUGGUUGGUUGAAGCUGAGUCGAGUGAAGAAACUGAUGGAGGAUGAAAAUUACAGAAAUUUGGUAGUUUCACGUCUAAAUAAAACACUUGAAAGGAAAAUUGGGCCUGAUGACCAUAUUGAUGAUGUGUGUAUUACAAAAGCUGUUUGGAAAGGAUAUUUAAAACUUCUCCUUGCUGUUAUCUCUGGCUUAGAACAUUCAUAUAGCAAUUAUGGGCUCGGGGGCAUGGCUAGUGCUUUCCAAGUCCUAGAAAUAGUUCAUACGCAUUACUGGGCAAGAGAUAUUGCUGAUGAACAGAGACUGGAAACUGGCACAAACACUACUGCAUCUCUUUCUCAGGGAAGUAGUCCUUUUGGUAGUGGCGAGAAUCUGUACAAACACAUGUCUGAUUCAAGCCGACCAGAAGACACUGUUGGUUUAUCUGUAGCUGGAUCAAGCAAAAGUAGUACAAAUAGUAGCCCAUCAGAAUUUCAGCAUCGCUCAUCUCCUGGAAGUGAAAGGGAUCUUCAUGAACGAGGGCAACUUCCAGAAUCGCAUUGUAAUGUUCAUAUCACACCUUCACCCGAAAGUUCUGAACAUGAAGAAGGCACUGACAUGUUCAGAAGUAUUAUCAAUGCCAAACGUAAUAUUCUGUUUUCUAGAAUAACUAGCGUUGAAUCUGAGGUAUCUGAAACGGGGACUGCUUUAAGUCAGGGAUCGGACCAAGCAGUUCCGAGUUGUAACGCUAGUGAUACUGGAAGCAUGACUACGAAUCCAACAUAUUACAGAAAUCUUAGGAUUAGCCAAAAUUCCUUCAGGUCAACUGUAUCAGAUAGUGAAAUUGAAGCAGGGAAUUUUUUAACCAACCGCCAGAAACGUACUCCGAGCAUAUGGAGCAGCAAAAGCAGCCUCAGUACCGGAUUCCGAUACCAUGGGGGAAGCAUGAUCAGUACAUCUUCCAAUCCUGUGAAUGAAGCCACUAGAACUUAUCUAUUUGAGGGAAUUGUCGGCAAAGAUCGUUCAACGUUAUGGGACCAGAUGCAGUUCUGGGAAGAUGCCUUCUUCGAUGCCGUUUCGCAAGAAAGAGAUAUGGUCGGAAUGGAUCAAGGGCCAGGAGAAAUGAUGGAAAGGUAUCAGUCACUUUCUGAUAUGGACAAGAGAAGGUUAGAGCAUGAUGAAGACCGUUUGUUAUCAACCAUGCUGUAUAACACAGUUGCAUUUAUGGUAAUGGUGAAUGUCAGCAAACAAGAAAUAAGAAGAAAAGCUUGUCGUCUGUUAGGCAAAUGCCACAUAAGCUUAGCAUUCAGUGCGGAAGUAAAUGAACUUCUAGAUCAAAUAAUCAAACUGAAUGGUAAUGACAUCGAUUUGAAACCUCUAGCGAGUCGGCAGAUGCAUCGGCAGUCUUUUACUGUGCAUUCAGGUGUUGAUGCUACUGGAGAUAUGCUGUUCAUGGAGGUGCGAGAUGAUGGCAUUAUCUUAAGAAGUGUAAACGGUACCAUUGUUGAACGAUGGUGGUAUGAGCGACUUGUAAAUAUGACAUAUUGUCCUAAAAAUAAAGUAUUGUGCUUAUGGAGAAGAAAUGGAGGUCAAACACAGUUGAGAAAAUAUUAUACUAAAAAGUGCAAAGAUUUGUAUUACUGCAUCAAAGAAGCUAUGGAGCGUGCUGCAGCUAGAGGAAAUGGCAUGAUGCCUGGAACAGAACUAGGGGGUGAGUUUCCUGUUCAGGAUAUGAAAAGUGGUGAAGGUGGCCUCCUGCAGGUGUGUAUGGAAGGAGUUGGACUUCUUUUUGCAAAUAGCAAGUUCUUUGUAAGGCUGGAAAACAUAAGGAAGUGUUUCACCCAAAAGGGAGGGAUGUUUGUUCUGGAAGAGUUUAACCCCAAAACAAGACAAGUAAUACAAAGGAAGUACAAGUCAUCGAUGGCUGACCAAAUUUGUUAUGCAGUUCUAUGUGUAUUCUCCUAUGUGGCUGCGGGCAUAGAACAGCGGAAACGCAGAGAAGCAGCCGGUUAUGAAACUCUUAGUCAUAGUGAAGGCAAUACUCCCAGAUGGCCACAUAAGAGAUGACUUCUAAUUAUUUUUUACUUCAAUCAGCCAAAGAUGAGACUUUUAUGGAACUAUCUCACAUGCCUUGCAAGUUGAAGUGUCAGUCCAUAAAAACUAUAAUGUACUUCUCAACCUGCUGCCAAUUUCCAAUUGUGAAAUUGGACGUAAUAUAUGCAAUUUAAGUACAUACUUUAUUGUUAUGCCAAAGUUAAAAGGGAUAAAUAAGAUAUAUAUGUUAAUGUUACAUUCUGUGUUUCGACUCUUCAGAGUUACAAUUACUUUUUUAUAACUUUCUAGAGCUAUAACUAUGUGAAGGCCUUUGCCACUUCACUCAUACUUUAUGUAGCUGUGCUAUUGAAUGAUGUAAAUAAGUGAUAUAAUAAUUAUUAUAAGAGUUUAAAAAAUAAAUAUUGAAUCAAUUUUUGAUUGAAAAAGAAGAUGAUUUUGUAAGUGCCUCUAUUUGUGUAUUGAUAAACAGUCUAUUCGCCGAGAGCUGUGAAAAGAAAUUGCAAAAUCUUGAUUAUUGGAAUCUUAAGUGCAAAUGAAAAUAUCUGUGGUUUAUUUAGUAUAGGCUUACAAAUUAUUUUGGCAACCAAAAUGUUUUGGAUUUUCUAGCUAUGAUUUUUUUAAAAAAAAGUCAAAACACAUUUUUUUUCUCUGUCUGUAUAAAAAUACUCAAUAUAGUUUAAAGUUACUACUUUGUAUCCAAUCCUGUAAGCAAAAUAUCAUAUCAUGUCUUAUACAAGAAGCUUUUAGUGCAAAGAAUUUUUAUCUUAUUUCAAAAAUUUAUCUUAAGUCUAUAAUCAAGGUUAAUGCCUUCCUGGGUGUGUUGAAAAAAGAUGCUACUUGAUAAAAGAAAUAUACUGCAUUUAUUGGAAAACUCGAAAAGCUAUGUUUGGUACUAUUGAUGCAAAACUAGAUGAGAAAUUUUAGACUAUCAUAUUGAUGUUAAAUAGACAUGAUGAUAAAAUAACUCAUUAACUAUAGAAAAUACAUGAUUUUUAUUCAGUGAUCAUAUAUCAUAGCAAUAUACUUUGAAAAGUUGCAAUAGCAAGUAAAUAUCUGCAAAUUAUUUAAAAUGUUCAUCUCUAGUCAUAUGUACUUAUAAAAGAAUUUAUUUCAGUGUCAUUCCAAGUGCUCUAGUCAAAUGUAUUGUAAUUAUUUCAGAUGAAAAGUUUUCAUUUUUUGUGUUUCAUUUUGUGGUGAUUAUAAAUAAUAUUUCAUUCACAAAUCAACUGAAAUAUUUCAUUUUAAAAAAUUAAUGCGUUUUAACAUUUUGUUUAGAUGUGUAAUUUAGACUUAAAUAUUAAUAAGUAAUUGAUGUUUGAGAAUAUUCUAGCUGGUUUCCAAAUUUAACCUUAAUAUUUAAAAACGAAAAAAUUGAUUUUAUUAUUUUAUGCAUAAAUACAUUCCUAAAUAAGUGACACUUUAGUACAUGUAAUAUUAUAUGUAAACUAAUUGAUUUUUUUAGGGGAAUUUUAUAAUUUUGUGUUUUGUAAAAACUGUCUAGCACUAAAUAAUUUAAAAAGAAAAUUGUAAAAUUGAAAUUUGUAAUUAAAUAGAUAAUAAUCGAAUCGAAAAAUGCCUUGUAAUUGUUUGCUAAAAAUUCCUUGCAUGUACAUAAAACAUUGCACAAUUGAAAAGCAAUAAUCUGUAUGUGGAAAAUAAGUGUAUUUAUUGUUAAUUAUAUAAAAUUUCAUAAUCAGAAUAUGUAGUUCCUCUUUAUUAAUAAAAUUUUUAAUUUGUACUGGUGUAAAAUUCCCAACUUAAAUGUAAAUCUAGUCUUUAAGAGAGUUUUUACAUUUAUUUAAAAAUUGUCUUUCUUUUACAUUUUAUAAAUAAAAAAUGUUCUCAACA
This is a messenger RNA of Uloborus diversus, 7458 nucleotides long. It is a transcript of the gene Rab3-GEF, whose product is annotated as MAP kinase-activating death domain protein-like. Gene Ontology annotation, molecular function: guanyl-nucleotide exchange factor activity. Gene Ontology annotation, biological process: regulation of Rab protein signal transduction; regulation of apoptotic process. The record is from RefSeq and is a predicted model, not a curated record. NCBI's taxonomy places the organism in Eukaryota, Metazoa, Arthropoda, Arachnida, Araneae, Uloboridae. Gene Ontology annotation, cellular component: cytosol.